AUGGUUCUAUCACCUCUGCUGUCGAACUCGUCACUAUCAGGAUGUUUGAGGAAUCUUGUGCGCGUGACAUCAAUGAGGAACUCUGUUAGGAGUCGACAUACCCGUGCCCUGCCGCCAACGAUUUUAUCAAAAAUCUUCGGAGUUAAUAAAGGCAAAGCCUUCGGAAAAGAUGCUGCGACUGCUGGUUCGGAUUUCCAGCGAUCGGUUAAUUUCGUUUCGCCGUGCUUGCGUGAAGAGCUCUUGUGCAAGUUAUCGGAGCCAGUCAGAGAUUGUUGCCACAAAGUCACUAUUGUCGGUACUGGUAUGGUCGGCGUCGCUAUCGCCAAUUCGCUUCUCUUUCAGCGAAUCACUUCGCAUAUCGCAAUGGUAGAUGCCUUUCCUAAGAAAUUAGAAGGUGAAGGGAUGGACUAUAGUCAUAGUUCCACAUUUAUAGGAGAUCCAAAGAUCGAGUACGAUACAGGUAAUAAAUUUAUUAAAUAUAAAAAAAUGUCUAAGCACGCUCUGUCUGCUUUCGUAAUCUUAUUUGCAACCAUUAUCUUUCUUCGAUUAUACCUAAAUGUAUCUAAAAACAUUUUCCGUGUAGAUUUUUGCAUAUCACACAAUUCGAAAGUCGUAGUCAUUACCGCGGGUGUACGACCUGUGAAGGGUGAAACUCGGCUUGAUUUGGUGCAAAGAAAUGCGGAGAUACUCAGAAGCAUAAUACCACCACUUGUAAAUUACAGCCCGAACGCCGUCUUCGUCAUCAUCAGCAAUCCAGUGGAUAUCUUGUCUUGGAUCACCUGGAAAAUAAGCGGACUUCCGGUCCAUCAGGUAAUCGGUAGUGGCACGCAUCUGGAUAGCGCGAGAUUCCGCUUCCUGAUUGCUGAUCGACUAGGAAUAGCGCCGAGCUCGGUCCAAGGAUACAUCAUCGGUGAACACGGGGACAGUAUGGGUGAGUUAUAUCGAUCGAUCUGUGACAUUUGACAUAGAGAGAAAGGUGGCGUUACGC
This is a messenger RNA of Ooceraea biroi (clonal raider ant), 988 nucleotides long. RefSeq names its product L-lactate dehydrogenase. Lineage: Eukaryota; Metazoa; Arthropoda; Insecta; Hymenoptera; Formicidae. Gene Ontology annotation, molecular function: L-lactate dehydrogenase (NAD+) activity. The record is from RefSeq and is a predicted model, not a curated record. Gene Ontology annotation, biological process: lactate metabolic process; pyruvate metabolic process.